ACAAAACAACUUGCCUCCCUUUUGAAAUGUUGUGAAACUUACAUCUGAUGACAGGCAUUUGACAAAGUUGUUCGUGUAUUUGGGUCAACAACUCGGGGUGAAUGAAGUCGGGUUAUCUAUCCAGUUAUUCUCUCUAAAAUACGUGAGACGGCAGUCGUGUACCGGUCUCCUGUGUGUUCAACAUGGCAGCAGUUCCCGUCUUGAAGUUUAGUAAUGGAAAGUCUAUGCCAGUGUUUGGUCUGGGGACUUGGCAGUCUCCGAAAGGCGAAGUAGCGGAGGCUGUUAAAGCAGCCAUUGCCUGCGGGUACCGCCAUAUUGACUGCGCGUGGGCCUACGGCAAUGAAGCGGAAGUGGGCCAAGCUAUCAAGGCCAAGAUAGACGACGGGACAGUCAAGCGUGAAGACCUCUUCAUAACCACAAAAUUAUGGAAUACAUUCCAUCGUCCGGACCUUGUCGAAGGUGCAAUGAAGGACUCUUUGGAGCGAUUGGGACUGUCCUACGUUGAUCUGUACCUAAUGCACUGGCCAGUUGCCUUCAAGGAGGACACUGGUGAAAGCAUGCCCAAGGAUGCUGACGGCAUCCUCAUCUUGUCAGAUGCUGACUACCUCGAUACAUGGAAGGAAAUGGAAUUGCUUGUAGAGAAAGGGUUCACCAAGUCUAUUGGCGUAUCCAACUUCAACUCAGAACAACUACAACGGCUUCUACAAACAGAAGGGUUGAAAUAUGCGCCAGUGACCAACCAGGUCGAAGUCAAUCCCUACAUCCUGAACAACAAACUGAUAUCAUUCUGUAGAGAGAAAGGGAUAGCUAUCACAGCCUACUCGCCACUCGGAAGUUCUGACCACCCGGCGUUUAGAUCGGAUGCUGCUUUCCGACGAUUAUUUGAUGAGCCAUCUCUUCAAGAAUUAGGCAAGAAAUACGGGAAGACUGUAGCUCAGGUUGUCCUCCGUUGGGGGCUACAGAGGGAUACCAUUGUCAUCCCCAAGAGCGUGACGCCAUCCAGAAUCAAAGAAAAUUUCCAGGUUUUCGAUUUUCAACUGACAGAGGAGGAGAUGAACGUGGUAUCUGCACUGGACAGGAAUUUCCGAGCUUGCGCAUUUGACGUAACUUCGAAAAGCCAAUAUUAUCCGUUUCACAUUGAGUUUUGAAUCAACGUGAACUGCAAAGAUGGAAAAACCUUGAACGAGAAAUCUGUGUAUGUGACAAAUAAAGCACUCUGAACUAAUCUGAUUAAAAGCC
Haliotis rufescens (red abalone) is the source of this 1239-nucleotide messenger RNA. RefSeq names its product 1,5-anhydro-D-fructose reductase-like. Gene Ontology annotation, molecular function: aldose reductase (NADPH) activity. The coding region runs from base 183 to 1148 and encodes 321 amino acids. Gene Ontology annotation, cellular component: cytosol. NCBI's taxonomy places the organism in Eukaryota, Metazoa, Mollusca, Gastropoda, Lepetellida, Haliotidae. The record is from RefSeq and is a predicted model, not a curated record. The transcript has 10 exons.